Molecule: messenger RNA, 465 nt
Organism: Echinococcus granulosus
Lineage: Eukaryota; Metazoa; Platyhelminthes; Cestoda; Cyclophyllidea; Taeniidae
Product: ORM1-like protein
Exons: 3
Coding region: 1-465 (154 amino acids)
Biological process (GO): negative regulation of ceramide biosynthetic process; ceramide metabolic process; intracellular sphingolipid homeostasis
Cellular component (GO): endoplasmic reticulum membrane
Source: RefSeq, a predicted model, not a curated record
AUGCAGGUUGGAACUGCAACCUCCACAGCAAACCCCACAUCGGAAUAUCUUAAUAGCACCGGAACCUGGAUCACGUAUCUUCUUCUUAUUGCCGGUUUCCACCUCAUUCUUCUCUGCAUUCCAUUUCUUUCCGUAGCCUCGGUCUGGACACUUACUUGCACUCUACAUAAUGUCUUAACCUACCUACUUCUUCACUGGGAGAAGGGCAGUCCCUACGAGACGCUGGAUCAGGGCGAAGCAAGGAUUCUAACUCAAUGGGAACAGUUUGACGAUGGAGAACAGUACUCGCCGACAAAGAAGUUUCUUCUUGUCGUUCCUAUUGUCAUCUUUAUUCUGGCCAGUUUUUACACUCAAUACGAUCCAAUCCACUUCGUGAUCAAUGCGUCGACACUCAUUCUGCUGAGUAUUCUGCCGAAACUGCCGCAAUUCUAUCGCGUGCGCGUAUUCGGCAUUAAUCAGUGGUGA